Molecule: messenger RNA, 405 nt
Organism: Budorcas taxicolor (takin)
Lineage: Eukaryota; Metazoa; Chordata; Mammalia; Artiodactyla; Bovidae
Gene: IL5
Product: interleukin 5
Exons: 4
Coding region: 1-405 (134 amino acids)
Biological process (GO): immune response
Cellular component (GO): extracellular region
Molecular function (GO): interleukin-5 receptor binding; growth factor activity
Source: RefSeq, a predicted model, not a curated record
AUGAGAAUGCAUUUGCAUUUGACCUUGGUAGCUCUUGGAGCUGCCUAUGUUUGUGCCAAUACUGUAGAAAGUACCAUGAAUAGACUGGUGGCAGAGACCUUGACACUGCUCUCCACGCAUCGAACUCUGCUGAUAGGUGAUGGGAACUUGAUGAUUCCUACUCCUCAGCAUACAAAUCACCAACUAUGCAUUGAAGAAGUCUUUCAGGGAAUAGACACGUUGAAGAAUCAAACUGCACAAGGGGAGGCUGUGAAAAAAAUAUUCCAAAACUUGUCUUUAAUAAAAGAAUACAUAGACCUCCAAAAAAGGAAGUGUGGAGGAGAAAGAUGGAGGGUGAAACAAUUCCUCGACUACCUGCAAGUUUUCCUUGCUGUGAUAAACACAGAGUGGACAAUGGAAAGCUGA